AAAAAUUGGCACCGUCUGACAUAGCGCAUAUCGAAGACACAAGUCCGCAGCCAAGCUGGUUCACAACAGCGGAAACCCCGACGGCAAGACACAAGCACCGUACGGUAGAGUUGAUGACCUCCCACAGAUCAAGGGCCAGCGCUGUAUCGUUGUGUGUGAAGGAGUCCGGAAUAAUAACAAGCAUGGCAUUCGUGGCAUUCACCUGAAACUGAUGAGCUACAUCGGUCAGACUGUGCCACCUUUUCUGGAAAGGACUGUUGGCUCGUCGGUACCGAACCCGAGAUUCAACACCCCAGUUUCGACCUCGUCACCAGUCACUCAUUCACCCUGCAUCAGAACCGAAUACUUCCAUGCUGAACUAGUAUAUAUACACAGGUCCUCACUCGAUUCAUGUGCAGAAGAACCACAACCAGAAAGCAAAGAUGAAAUCCAAAACCUGGAGCAAGGACCUACACAUGAGUGCAAUGAAGUGCAGUAUCCUGGGCGAAAGGUUGCACUUCCUGUUGUCUUGUCAGUGUGCCUAGCGGUCUUCCUUACUGCACUUGACCGAACCAUUAUCGGCACUGCCGUCCCAACAAUCUCGAACCAUUUUCAUUCCUUCGCGGACAUAUCUUGGUAUGAAUCCGCAUAUCUGCUUACCUUCGCUGCGCUUCAACUGCCGAUGGGCAAGGUCUAUACCUUCUUCCCUUCCAAAUGGACGUUCAUCACCAUUGUCAUAAUCUUCGAGAUCGGUUCAAUUAUUUGCGCUGCAGCUCCAAACUCGACCGCUUUGAUAGUUGGACGUGCCAUCGCUGGCAUUGGCAGCGCAGGUACCAACACGGGCGCGCAGGUAAUCUUUGCUGACCUCUUCCCUCUCGAGAAGCGCCCCAAGUACCAAGGCUUCCUAGGCGCGACUUUUGGCCUUGCUUCGAUCGCUGGGCCUCUCCUCGGAGGUGUCUUCACGACAAAGGUCUCUUGGCGCUGGUGUUUCUGGAUCAAUGUGCCGAUUGGCGGCGUUGCACUGGCCGUGUUAGUGCUCCUCUUGCCAGCAAAAGCAGCUCCUCAAAGCUUCACAGGGAAGUCAUUUCUGCAGCGAGUGCGACAGUUCGACCCAGUUGGGACUGCAUUGCUGCUGCCUGGCUUGAUAUUGUUGCUCUUGGCCCUGCAGUGGAGUGGUAACCAGUAUUCCUGGGGAAGUACACGAGUUGUGGUGACUCUUGUCUUGGGUAUCGUGCUGCUCCUGGCAUUUGGUGUCUCCCAAAGAUGGGCUGGGGAAAAUGGAGCAGUGCCACCUAGGAUCUUGCGCCAACGCAGCAUUAUCGCUGGAGCAGCGGUAUCCCUUGGAUACGGAUCAACGCUGGUCAUAGUGACCUUUUACUUACCAAUCUGGUAUCAAGCGAUCAAGGGACUAUCAGCUGUCGACGCCGGUAUACGGAUGAUUGGGUAUUUUCUCACCACUGUCUUUGCCGUCAUCGGAUCCGGCGUCAUCGUCUCCAAAACAGGAUAUUAUACUCCAUGGUUGAUAGGAGGCACUGCUCUUUUGAUCGUGGGCAACGGUCUCCUCACAACCUUUCGAGUCAACACAAGCACAGGCGAAUCCAUUGGCUACCAGAUUGUCAUCGGCACAGGCAUGGGUUUCAGCUUAGCACAGUGUUACAACGCAGCCCAGACCGUCCUCUCUCGUGAAGACAUCCCGAUUGGCAUCACAAUCCUGAGUUUUUGCAAUUUCGUUGGUGGCACUAUUUUCGUUAGUGUCUGUCAAGGAAUAUUGUCGAGCACGUUGAGAACACGGCUUCGUGAGAGCAUUCCUGGACUUGACGUGUCGUCGAUAACGAGCUCCGGCGCAUCGGACUUGUCGUCACUCGUUUCCACAGACCAGCUUCCACUGCUUCUGGAAGCAUACAACAAAGGUAUCAACAACGUCUUCUACUGUGCGCUGGGACUGUCAUGUCUGGCCUUCGCAGCGUCAUGGUUCGUGGAAUGGAAGAGCGUCAAAAAGGAGCCUGGUGUCACAGAAGACUGACGAGGCGUUAUCUCAGAAAUCGAGGAAGGUCCGAAAUCUUUCAGAAUAGAAGUGUAAACAAAGCUUGCAGUCACACCACGCAAGUUUAAUGUUGAGAAAAGUGGGACGGAGAUCUUC
Molecule: messenger RNA, 2119 nt
Organism: Exophiala viscosa
Lineage: Eukaryota; Fungi; Ascomycota; Eurotiomycetes; Chaetothyriales; Herpotrichiellaceae
Product: major facilitator superfamily domain-containing protein
Exons: 5
Coding region: 212-2002 (596 amino acids)
Biological process (GO): transmembrane transport
Cellular component (GO): plasma membrane
Molecular function (GO): transmembrane transporter activity
Source: RefSeq, a predicted model, not a curated record